Molecule: messenger RNA, 1999 nt
Organism: Clarias gariepinus (North African catfish)
Lineage: Eukaryota; Metazoa; Chordata; Actinopteri; Siluriformes; Clariidae
Gene: tamalin
Product: trafficking regulator and scaffold protein tamalin
Exons: 8
Coding region: 101-1231 (376 amino acids)
Molecular function (GO): protein binding
Source: RefSeq, a predicted model, not a curated record
CUGUGUUCAUAGUUACAGCGGAGCGCGCGCAUAGAGCAGUAUUAUUAUAAGUCUUUAUAAUAAACUCAGGAGUGUGUUAUCGUUUUAUACGCGUCGGAUCAUGAAGAACAUGACUUUUCGACGUGUCAAGGACAGCGGGACGGGCAGCGGGGAUAUUUACUUUUCAUCCUCCAAAUCGGAUAGUUGUAAAAACAUGGAUUUACCAUCAAGUUCCUCGGAGGUUUAUAAUUAUAAAACCCUGGCGUACUCCGGAGGAACACUGCCCAGGAACUUUAAGAAGAACGCAGGUCUACAGAAGUGGAAGCCCCUCAUGCUGCCACCCGAACCAGAAAGGAAGACCGUCAUCCUGGAGAAAAAAGAGAAUGAAGCAUUUGGCUUUGAGCUUCAGACGUACGGGCUGCACCACCAGGAUGAGAACUCUGUGGAGAUGUGCACGUUUGUCUGCAAAGUCCACGAGGACAGUCCGGCUAAGCUCGCCGGCCUUAAAGUGGGAGACACCAUCGCCAGCAUCAACGAUAAUUCAGUCGAAGGAGUUCGCCACAAGGAAAUCGUCCAGCUCAUCAGAGCAUCCGGCAACAGCGUCAGGUUGGAAACUGUAUACAGUAACACUAUAAGGAAAGCAGAACUUGAAGCCCGUCUACAGUAUUUAAAGCAAACUCUACAUGAGAAGUGGGACGAGUACAGAUCGCUGAUGGUGCAGGAGCAGAGACUUGUACAUGGCAUCGUGAUGAGCGACGCAGACCUGUACGAGUCGCUGGAGUCGGCCGGAGUCUACGGCAGCCUGGGUGCUCCGAGCCCCCUGACCUCCCGCUCUCUCCACUGCACAGGCAGCACCAACAGCAGCGCGAGCCACCUGAGCGAGGACGACCCGCUCUACCAGACCUGCUACUACCAGCCCAACAACAGCAAAGCAGACAGCGAGGACGCCAGCGAUGGUUCCGUCAGUCUGGAUGACAAGCCACAGCGGAACCGUAGGUUCCUCCGGCCCACCAGCGAGUUAUUCACCUCGGCCAAAACGUCGCUCAGCCGCAGCGCCAGCACACGCAGUUACCUAAGGGGCUCUUCGUCAUCAGCGUCAUCGUCGUCCUCCGCACCAGGUCCAGAAAAGCAGCAGUGCGGCGCUUUCAACUCGCUGCAGAGGAAAUCCAAACGUACAAGCAUCAGACGCAGGCUGCUCAAGUACAUCCCAGGUCUGAACCGAGCUCUAGAGGAGGAAGAGAGCAAACUGUGAUUUUCACUCAGGGGAAGAAAAAUAAGAGACUCACAGACUCUCACUCAGCCAAAGACUGCACCAGGAACAUGCCUUUGAUAUAUCAAACCUGACACCAACCAUAUACGGGAAAACCGACCAGAAAGGAGUAUAUUUUGAACGUUAUUUCUAGUGUAAACAACAUCCAUUUUCAGUUAUUAGAAAACGCUUAAAAUGUUGCGAGUGCUUACUGUAUAAGUACUUGAUGAACAGCUUAAACUUUUUUCCCGAAAAAACUGAGGCUUUUUUUUUUCUGUUAAUGUGAAAUGUUAAACUGUGUUACGAAACAAAACUGAAGUUGCUUUUUGUUUACCUGGGCUCUUCCUGAUGUACUGUACUAUUGUAACCGUGGCAUUUUGAAUGUCUUAUCUUCCAACAUGCAUCGUGAAGAACCCAGGCUGUACCAAACAAGGCCAAAAUGAAAGCAAUCGGGACCAAAAUUCCCAGUAUUCAAAACCAAAGAAACCAUAAUGUGUUACGUCUGUUUAUUUUCAGCACUCUGUUAACGCUUGUGCUGGCAAUCCUGUUUAGUCAGUCAUCAUUCGUCAUGUACAUAAUUUGUUUUUUGAAUAAUUUAUUUAUUUAUUUUCACUAGUUUUUUUUAUGUACAAAAUGAAGGUUUUUCUGUUGAAUUUUUUUUAUUCUGUGAUGACGUGCAUUUUCAAGUGUCUUUUUUUAGAAUAUACUGUUCGAUUAUGUCUGAUGUCUUUUCUACUCUGAAAAAAAGGUAAAAAUAAAUGUGUGAUAUUA